This is a messenger RNA of Sinocyclocheilus anshuiensis, 1612 nucleotides long. It is a transcript of the gene akap17a, whose product is annotated as A kinase (PRKA) anchor protein 17A. Bases 100 to 1431 code for a protein of 443 amino acids. The transcript has 5 exons. Gene Ontology annotation, molecular function: RNA binding. The record is from RefSeq and is a predicted model, not a curated record. NCBI's taxonomy places the organism in Eukaryota, Metazoa, Chordata, Actinopteri, Cypriniformes, Cyprinidae.
AGCGGUCAGCGGCGUAAGGUCCGUUUGUUUCAGCUGUGCGCGGUCUGCUGUCGUUAUUGAUGCUUCAGACCAAACUCUUCAGAGAGGUUAGUAAACGCUAUGUGUUUGUGCGCAGCGUUCAGCAGAAGCGCCUCCAGAAUGACGUCUGUGGUGAGCGACACGGCCGAGGCGGUGGAUCUGUGUCCCGAGUUCAGUCUCUACCUCAAACACAUCUCCAGAAUCACGGUCAGCGUGGCUCUGCCGCACCUCAAGACGCCCGGCAAGUCCAUCUCUAACUGGGAGGUGAUGGAGCGGCUGAAGGCCAUGGUGCAUCCGGAGCAGUUCUCCUCGCUGCGCAUCUCCAAGAGCAGCAUGGACUUCCUCCGCUUCGAGGGCGAGGUGGAGAACCGGAGCGCCGUCAAGCGCUCGCUGGCCAAGCUGGAGGGCAAGAGCAUCAAGCUCAGCGGCUUCACAGACGUCCUGAAGAUCCGCGCCGUCGAGCACAAAGCAGACUUCCCCACACGCCACGACUGGGACUCCUUCUUCAGAGACGCCAGGGACAUGAACGAGACGGUUCCCGGAGAACGGCCCGACACCAUUCAUCUGGAGGGGCUGCCGUGCAAGUGGUUCUCCGUGAAGGACGGCGCUCCCGACAGACCCUCGGAGGCGGCGCUCCGGACGGUUUUCCAGCGCUUCGGGAAGAUCCGGAACGUGGAUAUCCCCAUGCUGGACCCGUACCGCGAGGAGAUGACCGGGAAGAACUUCAACACCUUCUCGUUCGGGGGACACCUGAACUUCGAGGGCUUCGUUCAGUAUCAGGAUCACACGGGCUUCGUCAGGGCCAUGGACUCGCUCCGGGGGAUGAAGCUCAUGUUUAAGGGAGACGAUGGGAAAGCCGUGGCCUGCAGCAUUAAGGUGACGUUUGACACGACUAAACACCUGAGCGAUUCGUCGCUGAAGAAGCGUCAGCAGGAGCGACUGAAGCUGCAGGAGCUGGAGAAACAGAGAGAGGAGCAGAAACGCCGAGAGAAGGAGGAGGAGGAGCGCCGCAAGCAGGAGGAGAGUUGUGUGCAGAGGCUAAAGCAGCAGCAGCAGCAGGAGCGCAGACGUCUGGAGGAGCGCAGACAGCUGCAGGAGGACGAGCUGCGCCGCGUGGAGGCCGAGAAGCAGCGAACGCUGGAGCUACAGAGGAGAGAGCGCCAGCUGCGCGACAAACUGCUGGGAAACCUGCUCAAGAAGAGCACCAACACUGACGACGUCCAUCUGGACCUGCAGAUCUGCGCCGCGCAGAACCAGAACCAGCGCAGACACACCAGCGCAGCCACGAAGCAGCAGAAGCGGAAAGAGAGCGAAGCAGACGGCGGCAGACGUGAACGCAGUCGCAGACGCAGCCAGAGCAGCAGCCGCAGUCGCAGCCGCAGACGCUCGCGUCACCGAUCCAGACGAUACUGAGAGAACAACCUCAUCAAAACACAGCCAGGUCACAUUCACCCUAAACAUAGAACACAAAACAUAAGAAAAUGCAUUUUGUUUAAAGAAAGCUGAUUUAGGAACACUAAGAUUUUUCCCCCAGCAUGUUGUAUGUUUUUCAUAAGGAAUGUGAAGCCAUUUUAUUUUAUUUUAUUUUUUAUUA